UGGGUUCACGGAGAAAAGAUUCGUUGCCAUAAAUAACUAACACUCUCACUCUUCUUCUUCUUCUUCUACUACUACUUCCUUCCGCCGGUAACGGCACCCACCGCUUCUCUGCAACUUUCUCUACCUUUUCCGGCCACCAACAAUGGCGUUCAAUUCCACUUCGCUGAUCGGUUUCGCUCAGAGCGUAUUCUCCUACAACAGCAACAUCAUGCUCGCUGCUCUCAUUUCUCUUCUCCUCGUCGUCCUCUUCGUCCUUCUCCUCCACGCCUACGCCAAUUGCUUCUUCCCUCAGCCUCGCCACCGCCGGACUUCUGUCACUGUCUCCUACGUCCUCGGUCCGCCUCGCCUCUCGCGUUUCGAUUCGGUUCCAUUCGAUUCAGGCGCCGCUCCGUCGAAAGGCCUCGAUCCGUCUGUAAUCUCUGCGAUUCCUCUGUUCGUUUACGAAUCCGAGGAGAAGAAGUGCGCGGCGGUGAUGGAGUGCGUGAUUUGCCUCAGCGAAUUUGAGGAACGAGAGCUUGGACGACGCUUGCCGAAAUGUAGCCAUGGAUUUCACCUCGAGUGUAUCGAUAUGUGGCUGAAUUCUCACGCGAGUUGUCCUGUUUGUAGAGCGCCGGUGCUUGGCGACGCCACGGAUUGUUCCGAUGCGGUAGAAUCCGGCCGGUUGAGUGGCGAGAGGGAAAUCGGAGGAGAGAUUGUAACGGAGGAGCGGCGCAAUUGUGAGAUUCAGAGAAACGAGGGGCAAAACGGUCAGUUUCAUUCUGAUUCUUCCUCUUCUUCCUCUUCUUCUUCUUCUUCGUCUUCUUUAUCUUCGUCGAGUUCUUCGACUGAUCAGCCAUUGAUGUCGCUUGGAGCGUCUUUAAAACGAAUGUUGAGCAGAAACAGAUCGGACGGGAGGAUUUUCCCCUCCUCCGAUGGCGACGAAUUGGAUGUUUGAAUAAUGGAAGCAUUGGAUCCGCCAUGUGUACAGAAUUUUGAUCCACUUUUUUAUAUACAAUUUCAUUAAAUUAAACUUCCUCUGCUUCC
Cucurbita pepo subsp. pepo (vegetable marrow) is the source of this 1023-nucleotide messenger RNA. RefSeq names its product RING-H2 finger protein ATL64. Gene Ontology annotation, molecular function: transferase activity. The record is from RefSeq and is a predicted model, not a curated record. NCBI's taxonomy places the organism in Eukaryota, Viridiplantae, Streptophyta, Magnoliopsida, Cucurbitales, Cucurbitaceae. Gene Ontology annotation, biological process: protein ubiquitination.